CCACUCCCUCCUGUGCGCAGUGACGUCACGGCAGUCGCGGCCGCCGACGCAGGGCUGGGGUUCCAUUUUCAGUGCGAGCUUUCGGGGAACAGCAACAUGGAGCCUGAGAUAGAGGACAAAACGCUGGAGCUGAUGAACACCUCCUCAGUCAUGGACUCUCAGAAUGAUGACUUGUCGCCCAAGAAGAGCACAGUGCUGAGGAUCAGUAACGGGACGGUGACGGGCUCCAGGAAGCGGCCGUCGGAGGGAAACUAUGAGAAGGAGAAGGACGUGUGCAUCCAGCUGUUCGAUCAGUGGUCUGAGGCUGACCAGGUGGAGUUUGUGGAGCACCUGAUCUCCCGCAUGUGCCACUACCAGCACGGACACAUCAACUCCUACCUCAAACCCAUGCUGCAGAGAGACUUCAUCACGGCUCUGCCAGCGCAGGGAUUGGACCACAUCGCGGAGAACAUCCUGUCCUUCCUGGACGCGCGGUCGCUGUGUGCUGCGGAGCUGGUGUGUAAGGAGUGGCAGAGGGUGGUGUCCGAGGGCAUGCUCUGGAAGAAGCUCAUCGAGCGCAUGGUCCGCACCGACCCGCUCUGGAAGGGCCUGUCCGAGCGCCGCCAGUGGGAAAAGUACCUGUUUAAGAAUCGCACCACAGAAGUUCCCCCAAACUCCUACUACCACUCCCUGUACCCCAAAAUCAUCCAGGACAUCGAGACGAUUGAGACUAACUGGCGCUGUGGAAAGCACAACCUGCAGAGGAUUCAGUGCCGCUCAGAGAACAGCAAAGGGGUCUACUGCCUGCAGUAUGACGACGACAAGAUCAUCAGCGGUCUCAGAGACAACUCCAUCAAGAUCUGGGAUAAGCAGUCUUUGGAGUGUCUGAAGAUCCUGACGGGACACACUGGCUCGGUGCUCUGCUUGCAGUACGAUGAGCGAGUCAUUGUCACCGGCUCCUCCGACUCCACCGUGCGGGUGUGGGAUGUGAGCUCGGGGGAGGUGUUGAACACGCUGAUCCAUCAUAACGAGGCGGUGCUGCACCUGCGCUUCUGUAACGGUCUGAUGGUCACAUGCUCUAAAGACCGCUCCAUCGCCGUGUGGGACAUGGCCUCGGCCACCGACAUCAGCCUGCGCCGCGUGCUCGUCGGCCACCGCGCCGCCGUCAACGUCGUCGACUUCGACGACAAGUACAUCGUCUCCGCGUCGGGGGACCGCACCAUCAAGGUCUGGAGCACUAGCACAUGUGAGUUUGUACGCACUCUGAACGGACACAAACGUGGUAUCGCCUGCCUGCAGUACAGAGACAGACUGGUGGUCAGUGGCUCCUCCGACAACACCAUCAGGUUGUGGGAUAUCGAGUGUGGGGCGUGUUUGCGGGUGCUGGAAGGUCAUGAGGAACUUGUUCGCUGCAUUCGAUUCGACAACAAAAGAAUCGUCAGUGGAGCCUAUGAUGGUAAGAUUAAAGUUUGGGAUCUGCAGGCUGCUCUGGACCCCCGAGCCCCCGCCAGCACCCUCUGCCUGCGCACCCUGGUGGAACACUCUGGUCGGGUUUUCCGGCUGCAGUUUGAUGAAUUCCAGAUCAUCAGCAGUUCCCAUGACGACACUAUUCUCAUCUGGGACUUCCUAAAUGUGCUGCCCAAUGGACAAACAGACGGACGUUCUCCCUCUCGCACAUACACCUACAUCUCCAGAUAACAGGGUGUGAGCAGCAGGGGGCGCUCUGCGUUGUGUGACGUUGUGAGAGAGGUUCACGGACCCACCGCAGAUGCCCAGCGGCCCCGCCCCCCGUCUCUGUUCCCAGCAGCCCUGGGUGGGGGUCGGGUGAACGCCCGUGUGACCCCCCCAUUCUGGAGGCGUGGACAAUGCACUCCGCUGGUUGCUUAGAGACAGACGGACAGAUUUCUCUCUCAGAGCCUGAGGGAGGAAGAGAGAACAGAUUGUCUCACUGCUGGGGGCGGGGUUGAGCUCUGAGGCCCCGCCCCCAGCCCCAGGAUUCCACUUCAGUCUCCACUGUUCCCGUGCAGAGACUAUGAACCAGCUGCAGCGCUCUCUCUCCCCCCCUCUGUCUCUCUCUCUCUCCAUCUUUCCCACUCUCUCUCCCUCUCCCUCUAUCUCUCUCUCUCCCCCCCUCUGUCUCUCUCUCUCCAUCUU
This is a messenger RNA of Anguilla anguilla (European eel), 2133 nucleotides long. RefSeq names its product F-box/WD repeat-containing protein 11-like. The transcript has 13 exons. Lineage: Eukaryota; Metazoa; Chordata; Actinopteri; Anguilliformes; Anguillidae. The coding region runs from base 97 to 1677 and encodes 526 amino acids. The record is from RefSeq and is a predicted model, not a curated record. Gene Ontology annotation, molecular function: protein dimerization activity.